AUGAGCCCGGACUUCAAUGUUGUCACUGGCAUUGACGAGCUGAUCGAGGCGGUCCAAUGUGCAUUCGACGAGCUUGAUUUUCGUGUGCUGGGCAAGACCAUCAUGACCCUCCAAAAGGUCAUGGAGGAGUCGUUGAAGAUGGACGGGGACAACUCGUACAAAUCGCCCCAUUUACACAUUUAG
Aphanomyces invadans is the source of this 183-nucleotide messenger RNA. RefSeq lists its product as hypothetical. The transcript has 2 exons. The record is from RefSeq and is a predicted model, not a curated record. Bases 1 to 183 code for a protein of 60 amino acids. Lineage: Eukaryota; Oomycota; Saprolegniomycetes; Saprolegniales; Verrucalvaceae.